AGAAUGCCAGCGUAUUGCACUCAGCGUCAUCCUUUCCAAUCAUUCAACUCUCCUAACUUCCUCUCGUCUCUCGAUUAUCAGCCUUGAACGCAACAGAUACACAGCUCUCCUUGCUUCCGGGUCUGUUUCGACUUCAUGUAGUGCCAUCAGAUCGAAACCGCCACCCUCUCUCGAAAGCGGUACUCAGCCAAACGGAGCUGGGCUUUUUCACUUCGAAUUGCUUCGAAAAGGCACGAUCAUACGUCUGCACGUCAGCGGAUGUAUGCUUUGAAGGAUGCACAUGCCCGUCAUUGUUUUAGCCUUGGUCGACUUUCGUCUCGUUCUACUGUACUCUUGCUGGCUGCCCCAUUAGGACUUCGAAUGGUUGUUCUAGGAGAUCUUAAAAAUCUCGCUGGCAGAAGCGCCAGCAGAGCCUCGACUUUGUCCUCUCGUUCCCCUUCAAUCUCGUCUCAACUGCGGCAGCAUAGUCGUUUGAUACUUCACUACCGGCGGCAACUCAGCCUCGAAAUCAACGAUGAUACACUUCAAGAAGCUCCUUGCACUCGCCUCGCUCAUUCCGGCAGCCCUAUGCCAGGGCCCGACGGUCAACAUCGGAUAUGCGACCUACCAGGGCUCAACUGACGCCAACGGCGUUAGCGCUUUCCUCGGCAUGCGAUAUGCCGCCGCACCGACUGGCAGCCUCCGUUUCGCAGCCCCUCAGGUGCCUGCGAACGUUUCGGGUGUGCAGCAGGCGACGGCUCUCCCUGCCCAGUGUCAGCAGGCGCAGACGGGUACAGGUGCUGUUAGUCUCUGGCCGUACACUGGUGGUACCUCGAACGGGCCGGAGGCAAAGUAUAUGUUCAAACAGAAGCGAGAUGUCGCUACAGACGAGGAUUGUCUCUUCCUCAACGUUUACACCCCUGCCGACCUCACCAACGAUGCGAACGCAGGAUUGCCCGUCAUUGUCUGGAUCCACGGUGGAGGAUACAUCAGUGGUGCCUCGUCACAGUUCAAUGGAGUGGACCUUGUCCUAGACGCGGACAAGGGUGUCGUCGUUGUCACCAUCCAGUACCGUCUCGGCAUCUUUGGCUUCUUGGCUGGAAACGAGGUCAUCCAAGGCGGCGGUGCCCUCAACGCUGGUUUGCUUGACCAAACGCUCGCUCUUGAGUGGGUACAGAGCUACGUCAGCCAGUUCGGCGGUGACCCGACCAAGGUCACUAUCUGGGGCGAGUCUGCAGGUGCCGGCUCCGUUCUGCAGCACAUCGUCGCUAACGGCGGUAACACCCAACCACCUCUGUUCCACCAAGCGAUCACGAGCUCAACCUUCCUGCCGUCCCAGUAUGCAUACAACGACACCAUACCUGAGGCCAUCUACAGCUAUUUCGUUCAAAACGCGAACUGCGGCUCCGACACCAAUUCCUUCCAGUGUUUGCAAAACGCGGACGUUGGCACCAUCGCCAGCGUGAACCAGCAAAUUAACCUCAACGGAUUCUUCGGCUCGUUCACGACUGUGCCUGUUAUUGACGGUAGCAUGAUCAUCGAACGCCCAACUCAGACUCUGGCAAGGGGAAGCGUGAAUGGGGAUUCCCUUCUUUCCAUCACUAACGCCCACGAAGGUUAUGUGUUCGUUAAUGCCCAGGAGACGUACACAACCGAGCAGUACCUCCAGAACCUAUUCCCCAAGAUCUCGUCUGAUGGCAUCAACCAAGUUACCACCGCAUACAACGGCUACCAGCAGCUACCUGCUGGUGGUGGAGCGGUCCCCGACAAUGUCAACACGGCCAUUGGAAUCAUGGGCGAAUCGAUUUUCUACUGCCCGACGUACUAUCUCCUCCAAGCCUUUCAGUCGGCGAACAAGAACGCGUGGAAGGGCCUCUUCGCUCCUCCCCCCGCGUUCCACGCGAUGGACAUUGGGUACUACUUCGGCUCGCAAGGUCAGGUGUUCACUAACUGGAACUUCGUCGCUUCGUUCUCGAAGUCUUUCUCCUCGUUCGUGAUCUCCUCGGACCCAAACCAGCACGUCGAUGCCGACGACGUGACGCCCCAGUGGAACACGUGGGCGACCGGGAACGCCGAGAUGCUGUUUAACGUCACGGACGCCGGUGACGCGGCGCUCGGCGCGUUCACGUCGGAUGCGGGAAUGGUAUCGCGCUGCGGUGUCUGGAACAAGCUGGGUCAGCUCACGGGUCAGUAAGCCAAGCUCUGAGCUUCGCCUUGGUCUUGGGCAGCGGUUAGACGCCAACUGUGAUGCCUCUCCGGGGACGUCCUGCGUUGAAGAGACUCAAUGGGAGCUUAGCUUAAUUUUUCUGGGUAGUAAAUUAUAUAUUUGUUGUUUCUGCUGGUUUCCAAGGUUAUUAUUUGUAAUGCUGCAUGCAUGUAAUCUUAAAUCAUUGACUAGUG
Molecule: messenger RNA, 2379 nt
Organism: Coniophora puteana RWD-64-598 SS2
Lineage: Eukaryota; Fungi; Basidiomycota; Agaricomycetes; Boletales; Coniophoraceae
Product: alpha beta-hydrolase
Exons: 12
Coding region: 515-2173 (552 amino acids)
Source: RefSeq, a predicted model, not a curated record